This is a messenger RNA of Orycteropus afer afer, 570 nucleotides long. RefSeq names its product mitochondrial ribosomal protein L35 (gene MRPL35). The record is from RefSeq and is a predicted model, not a curated record. Bases 1 to 570 code for a protein of 189 amino acids. Gene Ontology annotation, molecular function: structural constituent of ribosome. Gene Ontology annotation, cellular component: ribosome; mitochondrion. The transcript has 4 exons. NCBI's taxonomy places the organism in Eukaryota, Metazoa, Chordata, Mammalia, Tubulidentata, Orycteropodidae. Gene Ontology annotation, biological process: translation.
AUGGCGUCCUCUAUCCUCGUCGGUGCGGUAAAGGCUGUAUCAGGAAUCUUACUACGGCCCUUGAAUAUUUUGGCAUCUUCAGCCUAUCAAAACUGUGCCAAGAAUGCCUGUCUUAUUUCUGCAUUGUCUGCCCGACAUUUUAGUCAUGUUCAAACACCAGUUGUUUCUUCUGCUCCCACACUUACUACACCUGUUGGAAACCUGAUGUGUGGGCGUACUGCAGCAGUUCUUAACAGAGUGGCCCCCUUGCUUCCUAAUGUGCUGAUGCUACCAGUCAGAACUGUAACAUACUUCAGCGCAAGAAAAGGAAAGAGAAAGACUGUGAAAGCUGUUGUCUAUAGAUUCCUUCGACUUCAUUCUGGCCUUUGGCUAAGGAGAAAGGCUGGUUAUAAGAAAAAACUAUGGAAGAAGAAAGCUGCAAGGAAGAAACGCUUGAGGGAAUUUGUCUUCUGCAAUAAAACCCAGAGUAAACUCUUAGAUAAAAUGACCACAUCAUUCUGGAAGAGGCGAAACUGGUAUGCUAAUGACCCUUACCAGAUGUACCAUGAUCGCACAAACCUGAAAGUAUAG